Molecule: messenger RNA, 4314 nt
Organism: Penaeus indicus
Lineage: Eukaryota; Metazoa; Arthropoda; Malacostraca; Decapoda; Penaeidae
Product: vascular endothelial growth factor receptor 3-like
Exons: 19
Coding region: 92-3163 (1023 amino acids)
Biological process (GO): multicellular organism development; positive regulation of kinase activity; protein phosphorylation
Cellular component (GO): signaling receptor complex; plasma membrane
Molecular function (GO): ATP binding; transmembrane receptor protein tyrosine kinase activity
Source: RefSeq, a predicted model, not a curated record
GCAGCUUCAACAUUUGCUGUGUUUUCUCUGCCUGGUUUGGGCCGCGCGGGGGGAAGAGUGCAUCGAGCCUUUCCCCGUGCGUAUUGUGGAUAUGACCCCACCUCCCUUUCCUACGGAGAGCCUUAUUCGGAAUACCUCGGUCAUUGGCCUAGGAUACGUGAAGAGCAUCAAUGACCUGGCGGACGCUCGACACAAGGAAGUGACAUUCAUGGUCUUCAACGCACUGUGCUAUGACCGCUGCAUCGACAAACUGAAGUUCAAAUUCGUGGAUGACGAUGACCACGGCGCGAGAGACGGGUUCCUUCACUAUCGGUUUACGGAGGACACUGAGAAUUAUUACCUCUUCCUUCAGCGAGUAGGGAAUGAGUCUACUUUCAGAAUUCUGGACGUGAGGCAUGAGUAUGACUUUGAGCAGGAUUUGGCCGUGCGUUAUUUCAAAGCGUGCGCAGCGACGCGGAUUCGACCAGACGACGAAGCCACGUGGUACGAGACGAAGAACGGAGCCCAGACGACCUUCGUGGUGGCCAAGGGCGACUACGUCACCCUCAAAUGCGAAGCGCCCUUCGAGAAAACGCUUUAUGGCUUCGAAGGAUACACUCUCACUCUAGACUUCCUCGGUGGCGGAGAGGUCAAACAAUCCCAUGUGAGCCUCCUGGCCGAGGCGAGACAGACCGUCACCUGCACCGCCACCAUGAAGGGACGCCCGCAGGAGGUCCUCGGCCGCUCAGCUCUCACCCUCGACGUCGUAGAUCCGCCGUACCUUAACCUGUCUACGGAACGCCCCGUGUUGACCUUGAGCUACCAUGACCUGGGAGAGAACCCUGUGCUCUCGUGGCCCGUCAAGUUCAUGGGUUUCCCUGAGCCAGUCUUCCAGCUCAUUCACCCCAAUGGGCAAGAGGUGCAACGAGGCAAUUGCAGAAACCUCGUCGACAAUGCCACCGUCUGCCACUUCGGGAGUCUCCCUCUGUCGCUCUCUGCCGGCGAAUUCGACCACGGCCUGUUCACCCUCGUGGCCUCCGCCGGGAGUGUGCAGAGGAAUGUUUCACUCAUGCUCAACCUGUCCGACCCAGAUCCACCAAGCUGGCUGACACAAGACCCGAGAAGGAACAGUUCCAUCAAGGUUCAUCCUGACCAAACGAUCGACUUAAACUGUACCGCUGUAGGAGUACCUCGGCCAACGUACUUGUGGAAGAAGGACAAAGAAAACGUGGCUUAUGAAGAAGGCUUCGUGGAGGCAGAUGAGUCAGGCGCUGUGCUGAGCCUGAGGAAAAUACGGACCAAGGACGCUGGCUUGUACGUGUGCUUGGUGCAGAACCGAGCGGGGUCCUUGUUCGCGCGCUUUGACCUCCAGAUUGUGAACGAGCAUAAAGCCAUUCUGUGGACAGUCGUCGCGCUCGGGUUGGUCGUUCUGCUGUGUGCGGCUGGAGUCAUCUACAGCAGAGGCAGAAUAUGGUUCUACUCCCGGAAUAACAGACGGGAGGCGAAGAAAGACUGGGAGGCCGGAAACCCUAGUGCCAUAACCUCUGACCUGAGUCUUCAAGAGCAGGCCGAUCUGCUUCCAUACAAGGGCAAGUUCGAAGUGUCGAGAAACAACAUUACCUUUGACAAGUUACUUGGCUGCGGUGCAUUUGGGCGCGUGUACAGAGCACAACUGGAGAUUCCGGACACUGACACCGCCCCUGUCACCGUGGCUGUCAAGAUGGUGAAAUCUCGCAAGGACAAUUUGCAACUCAACGCCUUGCAAUCGGAGCUCAAGAUCCUCAUCCACAUUGGACAGCACGUCAACAUCGUCAACCUGGUGGCCGCGUGCACCAAGAACUUGCACACAAAGGGGGAGCUGAUGAUCCUCGUGGAAUAUUGCCGCUUCGGGAACAUCCUGGACUUCAUGAGGAGGAACCACAGAACCUUCGUGAACCAGCUCGACCCUGAGACGGACUCCAUCAACCCGAGUGUGGCGCGGCUGCCGCAGGAGAACUUCAGGACCUCCGUCGCCGACAUCGUGUACAUCAGUGAAGGCCGCGUAGCUUUCCAGAACGUCGACAGCAACGCCACCUGUCCUGGCCUCUUCCCGACGUCUCGAGAGAUGCUUCUGAGCAGCACGCAGCACUCCCAGGCUCUGACCAACGUCGACUCCGAGAUGAGUACUAUGACGCUGAUCAGCGACACGCACAACAUGGAGGCCCCGAGCGCUCCGUCCGACCCCGAGGAGAGAGACAAGCCGCUGUGCUCCCGGGAUCUCCUGUGCUGGGCCUUCCAGGUGGCGCGGGGCAUGGAGUACCUCGCGUUCAAAAAGGUUUUGCACGGCGAUCUGGCAGCGAGGAACAUUCUGCUAAGCGAGAAGAACGUCGUCAAGAUCAGUGACUUCGGACUCGCCAAGGACAUCUAUAAGAACAAGAAUUACCAGAAGAGUAAGAAUGCGCCACUGCCGGUGAAGUGGAUGUCCGUGGAAGCCCUUCGUGAUGGAAUCUUCUCGACGCAGAGUGACGUGUGGGCCUUCGGAGUGGUCAUGUGGGAGAUGUUCAGCCUCGGGCGGACCCCCUUCCCCGGCGUCACCGUCGACGAAAAUUUUGUGAAGAAACUCGAGUCGGGGCUGAGGAUGGAGCGGCCUCGGUUCUCCACGGCGGCUCUGUACAAGGUCAUGCAUGACUGUUGGAAGACAAAGCCCGAGGGGAGGCCUGCCUUCGGGGAACUAGAGAAGACCCUGAGCCGGAUGCUGACCGAAGGGGACAAGGCGUAUCUGGAGAAGAUCCAGGAGCCCUACAUCGAGGAAGACUUGGCGGAUGACGAAAGGCACGGUUUCUACAUGGACAUGGCGUGCAAGCCCACACAUUGCGACCCCGUUCAACAGAAAUCCUUCGUAGCCGGUUCUCCGGCUGGAGACACGCCCCGGGGCGCUCCUCCGGCCGUCUCGUCCACGCUCCAGCCGCCUUCGACGUCCCCGGGUCUCCGCCCUUCGACGCCCGCGAGUCUUGCGCCCCCGACGGACGCGAAGAAAGGCUACGUGGUCCUGGCGUCGCUGGAUCGCCUCCUAUGCCAGCGGGAGGCGGGCAGCCCUUCCGAGGAGGAGGGGCCGCUCUACAAGAACAUCGAGGGCGCCAGAGACAGGCAGGAGCUCGGCUGUGAUGAGUGCGUGGAUGUGGACGACCUCUUCAGUUCGGAUUAGACUUGUCUUGCGCAGUCGCUUUGACUUUUUAGUUUCCAAUCGCUUUAAGUUUUCAUCUUUCGCUGAAGACUUUGAACAAAAAUUGUAGAUGAUAAGUAAAGAUAAGAGCUCCGGAACCCUUGCUCAGUUGAAACAAGAUCUGAAGUGAAGGGUUCAAGUAGCACCAGACUCUGACGCCGACGCCUGGGGCUGUGUGAAUAGCUAAGAAUGGCAACGUGUGAUCCUUAAUUUAUAAUUCAUUCUUCGUGUCAUAUCGCGAAUGGCAAACUAGUUGCGUAUCUCUGGACCAACGUUUCCUGGAUUCCAUGUUGUUUAAAGACCAUUAUCGAUCAUGAUUGCCGUCAAACAAUCUCAUUAUUUCCAAGAUUAGCUUAAUUUGAUUAGUCAAAUCUCUUGUGUUCGAAAAUCAAAAGUUUGUUACAGAACACUAUUGUGAGUCGGCUAAGAUUUACAAUUUGUAAUAAUAAUAAUAAUAAUAAUAAUAGUAAUAACUUUUGAAGUUAUCGUCAGAAACUGAAUAGAUUGUUUGGUGAUACAUACGGUGUUAAGAAUGACGAAAGCACUUCCAUUCGUUGGUUUGACAAUACAAGUGUCAUUGUCAGGGAUCUAAACACUUAAGUGGAUUGGUUUGGUGACAAAUGACAUUACAUGUGUUUUGUGUUUUAUGAAGUUCACAGUAAGUCAACUUUGAAAGAUUUUUUAGAUAUUAUUCUAGUCAGUAAAAUUCAGUGAUUUUUGACAUGAAAAUUGAUUUCAUAUUUCGGCUUUCUGUCCAAUAUUUACUCAUGUUAUAUAAUUUACUGAUGUUUAAAGCUCGAAAAAUUAAGACAAAAUAAGUUUUUUUUUUAGUCGAAUGAAAUAUUGUUAGAAAAAAUUUGUCUAGAUUAUUUAAUCUUAAGAUGCACACACACACACACACACACACAGAUACACACACACACACACAUACACACACACACACACGCACAUACACACACACACACACACACACACACACACACGCACACACACACACACACACACGUUCGCGGAACAGUUACAAGAAAAUGAAAUACGUGCAUGUCAAACCAACUCCACUUCCUAAACAUUGCUAUUCCAUAAACACUGAAACCUGACUUGAUGUCUGAUUGUAAUAAAUCAUAAGUGUACAA